Molecule: messenger RNA, 3608 nt
Organism: Xiphophorus hellerii (green swordtail)
Lineage: Eukaryota; Metazoa; Chordata; Actinopteri; Cyprinodontiformes; Poeciliidae
Gene: cabp2a
Product: calcium binding protein 2a
Exons: 7
Coding region: 2706-3398 (230 amino acids)
Cellular component (GO): cytoplasm
Molecular function (GO): calcium channel regulator activity; calcium ion binding
Source: RefSeq, a predicted model, not a curated record
UGUUUCUUAUUGGUAAAACUUGUUUCUGUUUUGCUUAUAUUGUAGGAUUAUAAUAAACGUUCAAAGUGAUUACAAAUGCUUGUAAUGACACACCCAGCUAUUGUACCGUGCGUAUUUGGAACGGUUGAAUUUGACACAUUUUUUCCCAUGGAAAGAGAUUUCUUUCUUUUAGCCGGGCCGUUUCUUGUGUGCAUUUUUAAUGUGGCCUCUAAAGUUGUUCACAAUUCUUUAAAAAAUAUAAUAGAAUGUACAUUAUAACACAUAAUGUACAACAGGACAUCUUUACACUCAUGCACAGAUAUCCUGGGGAGCAGUUUGAUAUAUAAAUCAGUACUUGGACUAUUAUACAUUAUUAUUAUACUAUUAUUGUACAUAUGAACUUUUAGAAUAUGGAAGAACCUCAGUGCUCAUUCUGUUGAACCUCAGCGCAGCAUUUAACUCUGUUGAACAAGAAAUUGAUGCAACAGGAGAGCUGGGUGUACUCUAUGGUACUUGAUUGGUUUGAAUCCUAUUUAAAAACAGGGCCUUUGUUGUGUCACUAGGUAACUUCUCAUUGGAGGGAGAAAUCACCUGUGAGUUUCAAUCCUGGGGCAUCUUCUAUUAAAUGUCUAUUCUCCUGUUAGCUCAUAUGAUAAUAAAUAAUAAAAGUAGAUACCAUAGCUAAAUAGAUGAUACACAGCUCUACAUUACGAUGUCACAAGGUCCAAUUAUCUAUCCAAGCACUGAUUAUUAGAUCAAAUCAGUUCAUGGAUGUACAAUAACUUUCUCCAGCUGAACAGAAACAAAAUUGAAGUUAUUAUCUGUGCUUCUUUUUCUGUUUGUUGCUUGUUUGUUCACUGUCUUAUGUUCUUAUCAUGUGAAGCACAUUGAACUGCCUUGUUGCUAAAAUAUACUAUACAAAUAAACUUCAUUUGACUUGACUUACAUCAAGUAAACAUCAAGUUUGCAACCUGUACUUUCAGGACUUUUUAACCUGAACAUCCCAUCUGAGUUGGAAAAUAGACCAUCUCACAUGCUCCCCCUAAUUCUGACACUCCCUGCGGCAACACUUGAAACUAUCGCACGUAAUAGCUCUCUAAGAUUUUUAAAAUCUUUUAAAAGCUGUUCUGACAAACUGCCAGCAAGCCACUCCCCUCUGCCAAACCCAUCUGCUGCAUCUUUCUUCUCUGCUGGAGUGAUGAGAACCAGGUGGAUUCACUCUCCUACCAAUCAGAGUGUAGGUACUUAAGGGGUGACUGACCUGUCACUCCUGGUUUUGAAGUGCCACAGCAUGAAAGCAAACAAUCCUGGUAGCAUGUAAAUUGAAACUGUGCAAAAGUUUCUAAAAAAACUGUGAAGGACAGCCGGUAAGCUUACUAUACUGUUGCUCAUAAACAUGGACUUGGAUUGAUUGUUUGAGAGUUAAUAUUAUUGAAAAGAAAAAAAAAGACAAUACACUUGGUGUUUAUUGAAGUAGAAAGUGAAAAAAAUAGUUGGUUAGGAUGUUUGACUAUGAAAUUAAAUGUUGUUAAAUAUGCUAAUUUAAUUAUUGGCGUUGAAUUUUAUUAUAAAACAUUUGCUAUUUAUUACACUUUAGGAUUAAAUGGUUUAAAGGGGUGGAAAUUUAUCUUGUUAAUUUCACAAUGUAUUUAUCUUGUUAAUUUCAGAUUGUAAUAGAUGUGUUUCUGUUUGUUUUGAGGUUUUUCACCUAUGUGGUUGGUCUACAAAAAUUAUGAAAAUAAAGAUGGUCUAACUAAAAUGAAGACUCCGUGAGUGAAACCCAGUUAUGUUCCACAGUAGAGACCUAUCCUUUUCAAGUAGGGAUCUCACAGUAAAUUAAACCUAACAGAACUUGACAAAAGCACUUGCAAGUUUUGUUGCUUUUGAAAUUCAUCUUGGCUGUAUUUGUUAUUAGUUGUAUUUUAUAGUUAGUUGUCUGCACCUUGAAAACUCUGGAUCUCAACCAGCCUAACUUGGAUUAAUAUAAAUAAUAUAAUGAUCUUUAUAAAAAGCUUUUUCUGCUAUAAAUUUCUACAAUGGUAAUAAUUUUUUUCUCUGAGGAACGCAGCAGAAAUGGAGUCCUGGGCGCCAGCGCUAGCUUCUUGCAGUCAAGAUGUUUUAUUGGUAUUUAUGUGUAUGUACGAUUUAGCGCAUGCAUAUGAAGAAACAUCCCAUAUGGGGAAAAUGAUGAACAAUGUGAAGCACUAUAAAUUGCAGAGGAUUGAGGAUAAGCCAACAUUAGCAUGAGAGCAGAAGGGUGAGUGCGGAAAUAAAUACAGGAUUAUCAAAGAACUCUCAUACAUGGGCGGAAAAUAGUGGCAGGCUCAUAUCAGACACAAUGUGAGGAGUGCCACUGAUACACCUCUGCUAAAUAUAUAACUGAAUAUUUAGAUCUAUUUUCUAUAUAGGGUCAAUUGCAUGACAGGACUAAAGAACAUUUCCCACUGAUAUGCUUCGUUGUGAAUGAAAAUGUGCACAAUCUGGAGAAUGAAUAAAAUCCGGUCAAUUCAGAAUAAAGUGAGUGAUGGAUGUAAAUAAAAGAGGAGGGGUAAAACAUGGAGAGUGUAAGGGAUGAGAGGAGGAGCAAAGGCAGCGGGGGGAUAUACCUCAGAUUAUGACUUGGUGUCAGAUGCUGUAGUGACAGAUCAAGAGUAGGACAGAACGAGAGACCGAGGUGCAGGGAGAGCAAAAUAAAGACGCCUCUGUGGUUCAGCUGGACUGCAAAAAUGACUGAGAUGAAAAGGGUACAGUCAAUGGACGUGCAGGAGGGGAAGCUAAUAAAGAAGGGUUCCAUUAAGAAAAAGAUUGAAUCCUUCAGACGGUGGAGUUCAGCAAGCAUAAAGAGGCCCCCAAAGCCCAAAGCCAAGACCCUGAGUCUGUCCUCCCCUGAUGGAGACCCUGAAGAUCUCUGGUUGCCAGAAGGAGACAAGAGGAAGCUGCACCCCAUUGUGGCUUCCGUCUUUGGACAGGACAGAGACCUACGACCAGAGGAAAUGGAAGAACUGCGUGAAGCCUUCAGAGAGUUUGACAAAGACAAAGAUGGCUUCAUCAGCUAUAAGGACCUGGGAGAGUGCAUGAGGACUAUGGGAUACAUGCCGACUGAAAUGGAACUUAUUGAGCUAAGCCAGCAGAUCUGCGGUGGCAGAGUGGACUUUGAGGACUUUGUGGAACUGAUGGGCCCCAAAAUGCUUGCUGAGACUGCAGACAUGAUUGGAGUAAAAGAGUUGAGGGAUGCCUUCAGAGAGUUUGACUCGGACGGUGAUGGUCAGAUUAGCCUUGGAGAAUUAAAGGAAGCUAUGAAGAAACUGAUGGGAGAACAGCUGAACCACCGUGAGAUUGAUGAGAUCCUGCGAGACGUAGACCUCAAUGGAGACGGACAGGUGGACUUUGAAGAAUUCGUGCGAAUGAUGUCUCGCUGAAUCUCCUCCGAGUCUCGGUUUACUGCACUGAAACCAACAUGAACCAGACUGCGCACUGUUAAGUCUUUGCAUAUGUACAAAAAAAAUUCUUGGUCUCUGUAAUUUUUCACUUGCCUCUCAGGUAGACCCAUUAGUUUAUUUAUCCGUUGUAAAAAUGUAUUACAGUAUGUGCGUAAUAGCAGGUUGUAGAUUAAUGACUCCAAGACUUGU